UUGGUAUGGAAUCCUGGGCAUCAAAGUGAACACGCAGCACUUACCGAACAUUCAUUGUAGACUCACUCUGCAGCGUUACAACAGCUGAAUUCAACAUCUGAAUAUUUGCAGUGUUUUUUUGGACAAACAUAAAUUUACAAAAACCAUGUUUAAUAAGACGAUAAACGUCCUUCAUCCUGCGGCCUCUGAGCGAAACUCAGAGAGCUGUGGCACCACCGCCCAACUCACCGAGAGCCUGGGACAAAAUUGCAGCGGAUCUGCAAAGAAGAGGAAGGCCGACACAACAUCCGAGUCUCCCAGAAAAAGGCAGAGGCGUGCCAGUGGAGCCGCUCAGUUGGCAUUCGAGGCUGUUCCAGCAAAGGGCGUCAAAAGGAGGGCCAGCACCGAGCGAGAGCCGCUUGGAAAAAAGCAGAAGUGUGGACCCAGCUGCACAAACUGCGAUGAAGCCAUCGGGGGGGCUAACAUGAAGGAGCAGGACAAUGCCGAGAAGCUGGUGGCAUCACAGGCUCCCGAGCGCGCCCGUGACCCCUCCCCAGGUCCAUCAAUCUCCACUCAAAAAAGAGCGAGUGCAUCCCUCCAAUUCGCACACAACAGAGCCUGCUUUGAGAAGAAGUACGUGGAGCGCGGCCUGCUUGGUCGAGGAGGUUUCGGUUCAGUGUAUGCUGGGAGGAGAAAGAUGGAUAGAUUACCAGUGGCGAUCAAACACAUCCGCAAGGAAGCUGUGAAACGUCAAGAAGUGGACUUCAAUGGCAGGACAUGCAUCAUCCCGCUGGAAGCUUUCCUCAUGCUGAAACUGGGAGCUGGAGCAGCAUCAGUAGGCACUUGUGCAGCUGUCUCUAUACUAGACUGGUAUGAGCUAGAGCGGGAGGUUCUUCUGGUCAUAGAAAGACCAGUCCCAUGUGUGGACCUGCUGAAGUAUGUGGCGUACAAUGGUGGAUACCUGAAGGAGGAUGUUGCUAAGAACAUCAUGAAGCAGCUGGUGGAUGCAGCUUUAAUGAUGCACACCAAAGGCGUCUUCCACCGCGACAUCAAGGCCGACAACCUGCUCCUCGAGACCGGCUCCAAAAACCCUCGAGUGCGCAUCAUAGACUUUGGAUGUGGCUGCCUGGUACAGGAAGAACCAUACAGCAGCUUCAGUGGGACCAGAGUGGAUUCCCCUCCAGAGACUUUCAAAUGCAGGAGCUUUGAGGCUGUCUCCACCACAGUCUGGCAGCUGGGCAUGCUGCUUUAUGAAAUGCUGCAUGAUGUGGAAUGUUUCACCGUCUCAGACUUGCUCCGUGGGAAACUUCCUGUAAACAUGUCCCAAGACUGCUGGAAUUUUGUGAGGCUCUGCGUAACUCCAGACCCACAAGAGCGGGCCACCUUAGAGCAGCUUCAGCAGCACCCCUGGCUGCAGAAUCAAGCUGCAGUCACACCUGAAACACCUGGUGAUAUGCCUGGCCUGUAAUCUUUCUCUCUCUCUCUCUUUCUCUCUUUCUUUCUUCCUUAUUUGGAUUUUGUUCAUUUACUUUGGUUUAAUUAAUUACUUGAUAGUUAUCAGUCGCAGCAGAUGACUGCCCCUCCCUGAGCCUGGUUCUGCUGGAGGUUUCUUCCUGUUAAAGGGAGUUUUUCCUUCCCACUGUCGCCAAGUGCUUGCUCAUAGGGGGUUUCUUGUUAUUCUUAUUAAUAUUGUUGUUUUUCUUAUUAGUCGCAGUAGUUGCUACUAAUGAGAAAAACAAUUUGUUAUUUUCAUUC
This is a messenger RNA of Archocentrus centrarchus (flier cichlid), 1734 nucleotides long. Its product is annotated as serine/threonine-protein kinase pim-2-like. Gene Ontology annotation, cellular component: cytoplasm. The transcript has 8 exons. Bases 146 to 1447 code for a protein of 433 amino acids. The record is from RefSeq and is a predicted model, not a curated record. Gene Ontology annotation, molecular function: protein serine/threonine kinase activity; ATP binding. NCBI's taxonomy places the organism in Eukaryota, Metazoa, Chordata, Actinopteri, Cichliformes, Cichlidae. Gene Ontology annotation, biological process: regulation of mitotic cell cycle; protein autophosphorylation; negative regulation of apoptotic process.